This is a messenger RNA of Malus domestica (apple), 1628 nucleotides long. Its product is annotated as pentatricopeptide repeat-containing protein At1g09190. Gene Ontology annotation, biological process: RNA modification. Lineage: Eukaryota; Viridiplantae; Streptophyta; Magnoliopsida; Rosales; Rosaceae. The record is from RefSeq and is a predicted model, not a curated record. Gene Ontology annotation, cellular component: intracellular membrane-bounded organelle. Gene Ontology annotation, molecular function: protein binding; RNA binding.
UUCCUUUUUAAAUUACAGUUACCGUUCCCGCGAACUCCCCAUCUUCUCGACCUUCACCCACUCCGGUAAUCCUGAGCUCCACUCUACAACCAUGAGCAGAGCAUGCCGUGAGGCGGAGCGGCGAGUCCUCCGCCUCCUCCAUGGCCACAAAACCCGAACCCAUCUCCGCCAGAUCCACGCCCACCUCCUCCGCCAUGGCCUUGGCCAAGUCAAUCAAGUCCUCGCCCACUUCGUCUCCGUUUGUUGGUCACUCAACAAAAUGAGCUACGCAAGUCGCAUUUUCAAUCAAACCCACAACCCCAACAUCCUCUUCUUUAAUUCCAUGGUCAAAGGAUUCUCACUCUGCAAACCCUUCGAACAAUCCCUAUACAUCUUCUCUCUCAUGAAAUACCAGAGCAUCCGCCCCGACGAGUACACUUACGCGCCGUUGCUCAAGUCAUGCUCGAACAUUUGCGAUUACAGACUAGGCCAGUGCGUCCAUGGACAGAUUCUAAGAGUUGGGUUUGAAUGGUUUAGUUCGAUUAGGAUUGGAGUUAUUGAGCUUUAUGUAACUUGUGGGAGAAUGGGGGAUGCUGAGAAGGUGUUUGAUGCUUUGUCUCAGAGAGAUAUCAUCGUUUGGAAUUUGAUGGUUCGUGGGUUUUGCAAGACAGGUGAUGUCGAUAAGGGAUUGUGUUUGUUUAAGCAGAUGGGUGAACGGAAUGUUGUUUCUUGGAACUCGAUGAUUUCGUGCUUAGCGCAUAGUGGGCGAGAUAGUGAGGUUUUGGAACUUUUUCGUGGGAUGCUUGAUCAGAGUUUUGAACCAGAUGAAGCGACUGUGGUUUCGGUUUUGCCUGCGUGUGCUCAUUUGGGAGCUGUUGAUGUUGGGAAAUGGAUACACUCUUAUACGGAUGCUAAAGGACUUCUGCAAGAAGUUGCAUCUGUAGGGAAUUCACUUAUAAACUUUUAUUGUAAAUGUGGAGACUUGGAUGCUGCUUGUAGUGUUUUCGACCAAAUGCCUCGCAAAAACGUUGUUUCCUGGAACACACUGAUUUCGGGAUAUGCUUUUAAUGGGAAAUGUGAACUUGGGAUCGGCUUGUUCGAGGAGAUGAUAAGCAAGGGCGAGAGACCUAAUGAUGCAACAUUUGUUGGGGUUUUAACAUGUUGUGCUCAUGCAGGCUUGGUGGAAAAGGGAAAGGAUUUGUUUGCUUCAAUGAUUGAGACUCACCAAAUUGAGCCGAAACUAGAGCAUUAUGGAUGCAUGGUUGAUGUUCUCGGGCGAAGCGGACGGGUGAGGGAGGCUCAUGACCUGAUUAAGAGUAUGCCUACGAAACCGAAUGCUGCUUUAUGGGGUGCACUACUAGGUGCUUGCUCUACUCACGGUGAUGUAGAGCUCGCGCAACUCGCAGCUAAAGCGCUUAUCAAUCUCGAACCAUGGAAUUCGGGUAAUUAUGUGUUGCUGUCAAAUAUUUAUGCAGAAGAAGGCAGGUGGGACGAAGUUGAGAAAGUUAGAGAUUUGAUGAGGGAAAACUGCAUCAUAAAAGCACCAGGGCAGAGUGCAAUUGGGUAGUCAUGAAAUUUACGUUCGGUGAAGAUGUAACCUUCAUUUUUCGACUUCCGACUUCCAUAAACAAAGAUGUUUUUUCUUUUAA